CGGGGGCGGGGGCGGGGGUGGCGGCGAGUUCUCCCGGGUUGGGAGGGACUCAGUAAGCCAGGGCCUAGAGAGGGGAGGGGCUCGGCCUAGGGCGGCGGAGUGACAUGUCUCUCGAAGACCCGUUUUUUGUAGUCCGAGGAGAGGUGCAGAAGGCUGUGAACACUGCCCGCGGGCUGUACCAGAGGUGGUGCGAGCUACUGCAGGAGGGCACCGCAGUCGGACGCGAGGAGCUGGACUGGACCACCAAUGAGCUGCGGAAUGGCCUGCGCAGCAUCGAGUGGGACCUGGAGGAUCUGGAGGAGACCAUCGGCAUCGUGGAAGCCAACCCAGGCAAGUUCAAGCUCCCAGCCGGAGACCUGCAGGAGAGGAAGGUCUUCGUGGAUCGGAUGCGGGAGGCAGUCCAGGAAAUGAGAGACCAUAUGGUCAGCCCAGCAGCCAUAGCCUUCAUGGAGAGGAACAAUAGAGAGAUGCUGACAGGCAGGCCAGCCUCCCAGAAGUCAUCUAGCGACUUGCUGGAUGCCAGUGUGGUCUCAGCUACCUCUCGCUACAUUGAAGAGCAGCAGGCCACGCAGCAGUUGAUCAUGGGUCAACAGGAUCAACAGCUGGAAAUGGUGUCUGGGAGCAUCCGGGUUCUGAAACACAUGUCUGGCCGGGUUGGAGAGGAGCUGGAUGAGCAGGGCAUCAUGCUGGAUGCCUUUGUUCAUGAGAUGGACCACACCCAGUCCCGGAUGGAUGGGGUCCUCAGGAAGAUGGCCAAAGUAUCCCACAUGACAAAUGAACCUACUGCUCUUUGGGCACUCCGAACUGCACUGAGACCGGCCUUCUCAACUUCGGUGUUUCUUCUACUGCAUGAGUGCGCUGGCUUGGAUGGGGUAAGGGGUACAGGUCUGUGUUCAUGACACAUAUGUGGGGCUGAGGGCUUCAAACCACAAAGGCAAUGAGCAAGUGGACCUGCCACAUGGCCAGCUCAAUGGAGCCGCUACCCUUCUAGUUAAGGGGAGGCUCCCGUGGGAUGCUGGGAUUAAGGCCAGGAGGGUGUUUUAAGUGAAAGCUGUCAGGGGCCUGGGUCAGAGGCUGUUUUCUCAAUUGAAAGGGGCGCCCCAUCCCUGCUCACUCUCACACUCCAAGGGGUGAUGCUUGGAGUGGCCCCUGCAGCAUCUGUCAACAGGAAACCCUGGAAAGCGGGGUGUCACUGUGGCAGUUGGGGACCCUUCAUGUGUAGUGAGCAC
Molecule: messenger RNA, 1229 nt
Organism: Manis javanica (Malayan pangolin)
Lineage: Eukaryota; Metazoa; Chordata; Mammalia; Pholidota; Manidae
Gene: STX10
Product: syntaxin 10
Biological process (GO): Golgi vesicle transport
Cellular component (GO): membrane
Source: RefSeq, a predicted model, not a curated record